Molecule: messenger RNA, 942 nt
Organism: Talpa occidentalis (Iberian mole)
Lineage: Eukaryota; Metazoa; Chordata; Mammalia; Eulipotyphla; Talpidae
Product: olfactory receptor 8K3-like
Exons: 1
Coding region: 1-942 (313 amino acids)
Biological process (GO): G protein-coupled receptor signaling pathway; sensory perception of smell
Cellular component (GO): membrane
Molecular function (GO): odorant binding; G protein-coupled receptor activity; olfactory receptor activity
Source: RefSeq, a predicted model, not a curated record
AUGGAAAGACACAAUCUAUCGAUGCUGACUGAGUUCGUUCUCCUGGGAAUCACAGACCGCCCGGAGCUGCAGGCACCCUUAUUUGGGCUCUUCCUCAUUAUCUACAUGUUCUCGCUGAUGGGCAACUUGGGCAUGAUCGUCCUCACCAACAUAGAUGCCAGGCUGCAAACACCCAUGUACUUCUUUCUCAGACAUCUGGCUUUCACUGAUCUUGGUUAUUCAACAGCUGUGGGACCCAAAAUGUUAGUAAAUUUUGUUGUGGAGCACAACACAAUCUAUUUUUAUUCUUGUGCCAUGCAGAUGGCUUUCUUUAUCAUGUUCAUUAUUAGUGAACUCUUUAUUCUGUCGGCAAUGUCCUAUGACCGCUACGUGGCCAUCUGUAACCCCCUACUCUACACAGUGGUCAUGUCACAAAGGGUUUGUCUGGGGCUGGUGGCAGUGCCCUAUCUCUACAGCACAUGUGUUUCUCUUCUAAUCACCAUAAAGCUUUUUAAUUUACCCUUCUGUGGCUAUAAUAUUGUCAAUCAUUUCUACUGUGACAACUUCCCCUUGUUGUCUUUGCUUUGCUCAAAUACACAAGAAAUUGAAUUCCUAAUAAUGAUUUUCUCAGCUUUUAAUUUGGUUUUCACCCUUCUGAUAGUUCUCGUGUCUUACAUGCUCAUCGUUUUGGCCAUUCUCAGGAUGAACUCUGCUGAGGGGAGGCGCAAGGCUUUUUCCACCUGUGGGUCCCACAUGACAGUGGUCACUGUGUUCUACGGGACGCUAAUAUUUAUGUAUGUAAAGCCCAAGUCCAGCCAUUCCUUUGACACGGAUAAAAUGGCAUCUAUAUUUUACACUCUCAUCAUCCCCAUGCUGAAUCCCUUGAUCUAUAGCUUAAGGAACAAAGAUGUAAAGCAUGCACUGCAUCGAAUGUGGAAUAAACUCUGCAAUGUCUUUUCUUAA